CCACACACUUUUGCCUUUCAAAUAUUCCCUCCGUCUUCUACAAAUAAAUGCAACCUAUUGAUUCCUCUCUCACAGUCUCUACACCGUCACCAUCUCCAUCACAUUCAGAGCAUAUUUCAUCUGGAAUUCUCAUUUCUCUCUGCAUCGCCUCAUGGCGCUGGAGUUAGAGAAACCUCGAGUCACAGAGAUACAAGUCCGGAUGGACUGUAACGGGUGUGUGCAGAAGAUAAAGAAAGCACUACUUGGAGUUGAAGGUAUAUAUGAUCUUUCUAUUGACUUUCCUCAGCAGAAAUUAACGGUCAUAGGGCGGGCAGAUCCAGGGAAAAUACUCAAAGCUAUAAAGAAAACGAGAAAGAUUGCAACCAUUUGUUCCCAUUAUGAACCAGCAGACCCUGAUGCUCAGCCAUCAGCACAAGCACCUGAAGGUGGUCCACCAGCUCCUGAGACAGCAAACCCUCCUCCCCCAGCUGAAGCUCCACAGGGUCAAGCAGCUCCUCAAGCAGAAGCAGCACCACCAGCAGAGCCACCCAUGGACCAACCACCACCACCAGAGAAUCCACCAACAGAGGCCACACCUGCAACUGGGAGUGGUAAUGCCAAUGCCACCCAACCAGGGUACCCACCAGGACCAAAUGAUGUUGGAAAAGUUCAUGUAAUAUAUCACCACCCACCAGACUAUGGCUAUGGAUAUGGCUACGGUCACAACUAUGGUGGGCAUGAACGAUGGAGCAGAUACCCAAAUGUUCAGAGUUUUCCGCAUGAGCCACCCAAACCUAUCUAUAUCAGACAACACGAGCCACCAAAUGGCCAGAGUUUUCCACAGCAGCCACCCCAAACGGUCUAUGUGAGACAACAAGAACCACCAAAUGUCCAGAGUUUUCCACAUCAGCCACCUCAAACUGUCUAUGUGAGACAACAUGAGCCAAGACAACAUGAGCCAAUACAACAUGUGCAACAAAAUGGCCAGAGUUCUUCACAACAGCCACCUCAAACUGUCUAUGUGAGACAACACGAGCCACCAAAUGGACAGAGUUCUUCACAUGAGCCAUCACAACCUAUCCAUGUGAGACCACACGAAACGCCAAAUGGCCAGUGUUCUCUGCAUGAGCCACCCCAACCUAUCUAUGUGAGACAACAUGAGCCACCCCAACCUAUCUAUGUCAGACAAAAUGAGCCUCCCCAGCCUAUCUAUAUGACUCACAGCUACAACAGAUACAGGCCAUCACCCUAUGUGACCGAAUACCAGUGUGUCCAUUCACCACCACCUUACCCACAUUACAGCAGGAUGGACCCCUACAGUGAAGAAUAUCACAGCAACGGUAAUGGCAAUGGAAAUAUUACAUCUAUUUUCAGCGAUGAAAAUCCAAAUGCAUGUCGAAUAAUGUAGAUAGUUUGGCAAAGAAUGGUAUGAACAUGAGGCUGUUUCUUUUCUCUCCAAGACAGAAAAUUACUAAAAUAUAUAUAUAUAUAUAUAAAGAAGAAAAAUAAAUAUAAUUUUUAAAACAUGAGAAUCUAUGGGCUGUGACAUUCUUGCUAUGAGCUUGUGAGAAAAAUUGCAAAUGUUGGGGCAGGAAUAAGAUUCUAGACUUGCA
Messenger RNA from Rubroshorea leprosula, 1592 nucleotides. The record is from the annotation of a GenBank genome assembly. Lineage: Eukaryota; Viridiplantae; Streptophyta; Magnoliopsida; Malvales; Dipterocarpaceae.